ACCAAUCACCGACAUGUACGAAUCUUUUUCAAUGCCUGCGCCAAACUCAUGAAGUUGCAAAGGAAAUGCCCUCGAAGCAAGAAUCUCUAGAUGGAGUGAUGGACCAAGAAACCGCCCGCGCUGCCCCUCGUGGUCAUGCUAGGACCAAAAGCAACAUUUCCAUUGGAAGCAACAACCCAUCAAGACCAAAGCACAACAGAUCAAAAAGCACAAAGAAACUCGAUUCCGUUUACUCCGAUGAAGCUACUAUCGCCUUCAUCAAACGUACCUUAUGCGCUCCGCAACUCGCGGGACCUGAGGGUAGCCGAGCACGAAACAUCCACAAGCCGUUGUCUGAAUUACUGCCGCCCUUGACUAGUUCCAAUCAAGUCGACCUUCAGAUAUAUGCUCUCAUUUCCAUAAUAAUCAAGGACUUUGUACACGCUUGGUACUCCAGGAUAACACCGGACCAGGACUUCACCGACCAAGUUGUUCAUAUCAUCGCCCACUGCACACGCGCUCUUGAGCAGCGAAUCAGAGCAGUCGAUCUAGAGGCAUUGAUACUCGACGAGCUUCCUGAGUUGAUUAAUCUUCAUGUUACAGCUUAUCGAACUGCAUAUAACGGAUCCUACACAUCCUCUCUUGUAGCAGACCCGAGAGAAAUCUAUCACGCCAUUAACCCUCAUCCUGCCCUCACUCCAGUUCCGUUUGAAUCCGGUUCUCUUGCAUCUCUAGAUCAGGCAGAGAAUGAAGCUGUAUGGCGCCAAUUGCUGAUUCAAGGAGUCUUGUCUCAUGUUCUUCCUCCGGAGGAUCUAAAUAACCCACCUCUGAGGGUGUUGGUAACUGAAAUCUUCUCUGAAUUGAUCAUCGGCCGGGGAGUCUGCGGCAACAUCUGCGAAGGCUGGUUUAUUUGCGAUCUCAUUGCCAAGCUACUCGCCAUCCUGCGUCCUCCGGAACCCGAUGUACAGCAGCAACCACCAACCAGUCCUAAUCGUCUGGAACAGUUUGGGCUCCUGGCAGAUGACAGCGACGAUGCCGAAGAAGCACCCACGGUGACAAGUCGAAGUCCAGUGGAUUUCAUAUCCAAGGCGUUUUGGCAAAUCAUGCAAUACGCCUUCCUUGCGUUCAUGACGAUACGCGCCUUCUUCACUGCUUUGUCAGAUGCCGCAUCUCUGCCUCCAAGGGCGAAUAGCAGAGAAGACUCGACACAUGAUGAGCUAGAUGACAGCGGCUCAUUAUGCCAGCAAUCAACACACGACAGCAUCAAACGACCAAUCUUGGGGAUGUCACUAUGGAGUUGCUGCUCGCAUUUGAUUUCUUUGGACUUGCAGAUGCCAUGGCUUACAACCAUGGGUGCAUACAUACAGUGGCUUAUGAUCUGCAGUUCAUGGAAGGUGGGUUACACAAACAGCAGAUUGGACAGACUCCUCUCCCACCACAUCCAAACCAAAAUUCUCGAUCCCUCCCGCUUACCAUCCAUCCUCCUUCUCAUCCGCACAAACAUGUUCCCCAACAAUUCUUUGGGUCCCGGUCGCGUGCCACCUACUCCUUCCGAAGCUCUUGCCAUCAAGACGAAAUGUGCUACUGCAAUCAUCGCUGCUAUACCUCCUGUGGUGGUGAAGCAGGUUUUUGCUGGAGCUGGUGAGGAAGAAGUACACAGGCGGGUGGAGGAUAUGCUCGAUGCUUUUGGAGAUGCAUAUCUGAAUAAACAUUUGAUAGUCGGGAUUGUGGAUUUGGUCAUUGUAAAGCUGUUUCCUGAGUUGGCAGAGCAAAGCAUCAGUAGUAUUCUGAAGAAGGAAGAUGGGCAAUAAGAAAUGAUAGUCGUGCACGACUAAGCACGAGUGUAACCAUGUAUAUAUGCCAUUUCACUUUCAAUCAUUACAAC
Aureobasidium pullulans EXF-150 is the source of this 1864-nucleotide messenger RNA. RefSeq lists its product as uncharacterized. Bases 66 to 1790 code for a protein of 574 amino acids. The record is from RefSeq and is a predicted model, not a curated record. Gene Ontology annotation, cellular component: intracellular membrane-bounded organelle. The transcript has 3 exons. NCBI's taxonomy places the organism in Eukaryota, Fungi, Ascomycota, Dothideomycetes, Dothideales, Saccotheciaceae. Gene Ontology annotation, molecular function: phosphatidylinositol binding.